Cercocebus atys (sooty mangabey) is the source of this 1780-nucleotide messenger RNA. RefSeq names its product eukaryotic translation initiation factor 4E family member 1B (gene EIF4E1B). NCBI's taxonomy places the organism in Eukaryota, Metazoa, Chordata, Mammalia, Primates, Cercopithecidae. Gene Ontology annotation, molecular function: RNA 7-methylguanosine cap binding; translation initiation factor activity. The transcript has 8 exons. Bases 612 to 1307 code for a protein of 231 amino acids. Gene Ontology annotation, cellular component: eukaryotic translation initiation factor 4F complex; cytoplasm. Gene Ontology annotation, biological process: translational initiation. The record is from RefSeq and is a predicted model, not a curated record.
UCUCGUAGUCUGUUGGGAGGUGGAGGAGGGGGACAAUGCGGCGUGCGAAGAGUGGGGAAGAAAUCACGCGAUUGGAUUUGGAGUUCUGCUGGACUCGAAUCUCAGCUGUGCUUUUUAUUAACCGUGGGACCUUGAGCUACUUGGCUCUCCUUUCUGAAUGACAGUUUCCUCCUCUGUAAAACAGGAAUGGUUAAUUCAACGAAUGUUUACUGAGCGCUUAGACAAGUGGUGUAGGUUCAAGGCUGGAGGCAGUGGAAAAGGAAAACAAGGUUCCUGGUCUGGGGAAGCUUACCAUGGGGGUGUUUGUACGUGUGUGUGUUCGUGUGCUCAGCGGGGGAAGACAGGACAGAAAAUAAACGGAUCAACAUCGAAAGCAACAAGGUCAUUACAGCUUGUAAUUUGUGAAGAUGGGGAAACUGACUCGAUGAAGUGCCAGCUUGGCUGCAGUCAGGCUAGAAUCAGGACUGGAACCCAGGCUGUGUGGCUACGGCCCUGACCCUCACCAUCCAUGUCAGGCAGAGAACACUCAGGUGAGUGAAGCUAAGGGUGGAAUCCAAGAGUGGAAGGAGGAGGAGAAGGAGGAGGAGGAGGAAGCAGCAGAGAGGACGCCCAUGGGAGAAGAGGUUCCAAACUCUCCCAGGACUUUGCUGUCUCUGAGAGGGAAGGCCCGGAUGGGGAUCCCCAUGGAAGUCAAGCUGGAGCUGCACCCCCUGCAGAACAGGUGGGCUCUGUGGUUCUUCAAGAAUGACCGCAGCCGGGCCUGGCAGGACAACCUGCACCUGGUCACCAAGGUGGACAGUGUGGAGGACUUCUGGGCGCUCUACAGUCACAUCCAGCUGGCCAGCAAGCUCUCCUCCGGCUGUGACUAUGCCCUGUUCAAGGAUGGCAUCGAGCCCAUGUGGGAGGACAGCAGGAAUAAGCGGGGUGGCCGCUGGCUGGUCAGCCUGGCCAAGCAGCAGCGCCACAUUGAGCUGGACCGGCUGUGGCUGGAGACGCUGCUGUGUCUGAUCGGGGAGAGCUUUGAGGAACACAGCAGGGAGGCGUGUAUACAAAGAGCGCCUGGGCCUCUCCCCGAAGACCAUCAUUGGGUACCAGGCCCACGCAGACACAGCCACCAAGAGCAACUCCCUAGCCAAGAACAAGUUUGUGGUGUGAGGGGGGCCUUGGCACCCCUUCUCUGUAAUGGGACAGCCACCACCCGAGCCUCAUUACUUUGCGGGGGUGGAGUGGGGUGGGACUGGGGAUCAGACAGCCCUAGUUCUUACCUGUCCUCAAGUGAACAGGAAUGCAAACAUUCUUUAACAUGAGUUGGGGCCUGGGCCCUAGGGGCCAGGUGGGGGUAGUGGUGGCAGUCUGAGGACCUAGCUUGUCCCGGGGCCACAGGACAGCAGGAGGGUGGAGGAAACUCCCGGGGGUGGGGUGAGUCAUGGGGGGAAGGAGAGCUCUAUGGUAGGUGGAGAAGCCCACGGUCCAGUGUUUACUUUGUUUCUACCCAAGAAGGGGGCGAGGUGACCUGAGAGACAGACUCUCCCAUGGGUGGGGGGCUCAAGGGCACAGACACUCUGGAGGGUGAACGCCAUCAUUUGUACAGAGGGAUAUGUGGGUUGCUGAGGACUGGGAGAGCCGUGCAAGGCCGCUCCCCUUCUCACUAGCUGUGGCCAGGCUGUCUGGGGCUUGCCUGCCUCAGGACCAGACUGAAGUGGAGGUGGGGGGAUGCUGGGCUAGACCUCACCAAGGUUCUGGUAGAAGUGGAUAAACUUGAUAAUAAAAGCUUAAGCAU